Messenger RNA from Closterium sp. NIES-67, 3196 nucleotides. The record is from the annotation of a GenBank genome assembly. Lineage: Eukaryota; Viridiplantae; Streptophyta; Zygnematophyceae; Desmidiales; Closteriaceae.
GCUGUGGGAAGGGGCAGGAGGAGCAGGCAUGGCAGCACAGGAGGAUUCGCAGUGGUUGUGUGGAGUGAACAGUGACAGGAUCAGAGAAUGAAGGUGUGCAUGGGGGGAUGCUUGCUUUGAGUGGUAUGCUUUGAGUGUGUUAUAAGCUCUCUUCUUUUGGCCCGGCAUCUUGCUGGGCCUGAAUUGGAAAUGGAAUCUUGUGGAAUGUCGCUGCUUCGACGGCUGGAUUUGAGUCGAAUUAUGACCAUACGUCACUGGUAAAGCCAAGAAGGCUCUAAGUCUAACCAGACGCGGGGAGACUCGUAGUCCGAGAGGAGGGUGACUUCAGGCGGCCGCAGUUGCGUUUAGGCAGCGUUUUGUGGCGCCGACACUUAGAGUCGCGAUGCGCGGUAGGGACGGACGGACAGUCGGACGGACGGACGAAACUGUUUCCACGAUGGAAUCCUAUCGGCACGCGUGCAGAACUUCCCCGCACACGCGACGCGCAGGUGUCGGUGUGCCUUGUUGCCCUUACUACCUGGAUUCCAGCCACGUGUCGGAGACGCAGCAAGGAGCACCGAAUUCGACUAAUCGCGGUCCGACUCGCAGUCCGAAUCGCAGUCCGAUUAGCAGUCCGAGGAUGGCUAUCGAAUUACGGGAAAUUCCUAUUACCGGGGUGGGCUGGGGGUCCUGACUCGGAGUCUCGCAUUGUCUCGCGUUGUCUGUGACCAGGAGUACACUCCACGCGUCCUUGUGAACCCUACUGCCUGCCGCUACCCCCCCUCCGCUUCUACUUCCCCUCAGUCUUUCCAUCUGGUAUUUAACGCGGCAUUCCCGCCGACUUCAACCUCACUGGAUACCACUCAACCCUUCUCGCCCUUGUCAACUCAUCCUUACAUCCUUCGAUCCUGAACAGCAGACUGAGACAUUCGUUUCCACCUUUCCGAGGUGACUUCUGAGUCGACUCCAAAGUCUUCUCAACUCAUCCUCCCACCUUCCUGAUCUCCAACAGCAGUUGUCAGUUUAGACAUUCGUUUCCACGUCAACUCGAACCUCAGCGAUUUUCUUAGACCAUCCUAUUUUUGAAUUCUCUGAGGCAAAUUCCAUCAAGCCAUCGUGCUGCGCCUCAUUCCCACCUGCGGCCAUUGCGGGAGCCAGCUACCAUGCCGCCCAUGACGAUCCUACCUCCGCCGCGUCCGCUCCUCCUCCGCCUGCUCGCGCUGCUGCUGCUCUCUCAUCUUUCUCUCCCCGCGCGUGCGCAGGAGUGUUCCGCCUCCGUUCCUUGUGCCGACAACCUCUGCUGCAGCAAGUGGGGCUGGUGCGGCUCCACUGACGAGUACUGCGGCGCUGAAUGCCAAUCCGGACCCUGCACUGGUUCCGGUUCUGGUUCCGACGUGGAGUGCGGAGCAGGGAACGGCGGCAGCGUGUGCCCCGACGGUCUCUGCUGCAGCGAGUGGGGCUGGUGCGGCUCCACCGACUCCCACUGCGGCUCCGGCUGCCAGUCCCAAUGCUCCGGGACCCCUUCCCCUUCCCCUGAUCCCCCUCCCUCCGGAUCCCCUUCCCCUCCUCCCCCGACGUCGGACCCUCCACCAACUGGCACCCCGCCCCCGUCUGGUCUGAACCGCAUGGCGUACUUUGUCAACUGGGCGGGCAUGGACCCAUCUGCCGUGCCUGCUGCCUCGCUCACACAUGUCUUCUACGCCUUUGCUAGCGUCGACGCCACCACAUACGAGGUGGUCCCAUCCGACCGUGCUGUGGACGUCGACCAGGGCCUCUACCUGAGCUUUAACUCCGCCCUUAAGACCGCCAACCCGUCACUUAAAACCCUCCUCUCCAUCGGUGGCUACUCUGCCGGCACCAAUGUCUUUGUCAACGCCGCCUCCUCCGAAUCCUCCCGCUCCGCUUUCAUCCAAUCCGCAAUCUCCCUCGCCCGCACUUACAACUUCGACGGCUUAGAUCUUGACUGGGAGUACCCCACGGGCCAGGCUUCCCUCUUCUCCGCCCUGCUCACCGAUUUCCGGGCAGCAAUCGAAUCCGAAGCUGGUUCGUCAGGGAAACAGAAGCUCCUUCUUUCCGCAGCGGUAUCCUGCUACGAGCCGACCAUCAACGACGCCUACGAGGUUCCGACGCUUGACAAAACCCUGGACUUUGUUAAUGUGAUGACGUACGAUAUCCACGGGUCGUGGGAGCUGAAGACAGGCAUGCAGACUGCUCUGGAGGAUCCAAGCAACCCGCAGCUCAGCCUCAAGGGCGCCAUGGCUGCCUGGAUCACCCGAGGUUUGUCCCCAAGCAAGGCCAUGCUAGGCUUGGCGAUGUAUGGCCGAACCUGGACUCUUGCCUCGACGAGUGAUACUGGGGUUGGAGCUGCUGCCACUGGUGCUGGUCAGGCUGGGCCCAUCAGUCAGGAACCUGGCAUCCUCUUUUACGAGGAAAUUGAGCCGCUGGUAACCACUGGAGGUUACACGGCUACACUUGAUACCCCGUCGUCAUCCAUGUAUGCGGUGAACGGUGACCAGUGGGUUGGUUACGACGACCCUUCCACCAUCACCACCAAGGUUAACUAUGCCAAGGCGGAAGGCUUUGGAGGGUGGUUCUUCUGGGCUUUGAGCCAAGAUGCCAACGAUGCCUUGGUCAAUGCUGCAGCGGCUGCAUGAGAUGAUACUUCAAGACGAGUGUCCAAGAGCUGAAAGUGGUAUGGGAGAAUAGUGUCAAACAUAUAUUAUUUUUGUAUAGACUGUACAGGUUUGUGCCUUAUAGGUUAUACUCCUUUUACUCUCCAUUCAAAAAUUCCGAACGCCCGCGGGGCUCGCGCGUCGCAGUGCCGAACCAGGUUCCCUCGUUUUUCCCGCUUCUGCUCGGUUCGAACCAGCCUCAUAUGGUUCGUGUCUGCUCCGACGUUGGCUGGCAGCACCCGCGUUAGCCCAAUUGGAUGAAACGCCGCCGAAGCACGUCAGGUCAGGGCGUAUCGCUCAGGUUGGUUUGGUGGGGCCUCUCCCGCUACGUUCGCUUUCAACACACUGUAACGUUUUGUACCGCGGCAUAUUCCCUGUCAAGGCCGCAUGUUCGUCGUCUGUAAUCUCAGAGUGGGAGAUAGGUGCAUCUACUUACUUGCAUGCCGGCUGACGGCGAGAAGCACGCGUCCGCUGUUGCUUCAGAGAGCAUGAUUCAUUCAUCAGGUUCAGUGGACUGUUCGAGCGUGAGUUUCCGAGCAUUUACG